CUAACAUCAUACCUACAGGGAAGUGUUAACAAGCAAAUCUCGCGCUUCGAAGUCACAGCGGUUUACACCCAUCCGCAGGCCACUGCGGACAUCGUCCUGGUUCACGGCCUUAACGGCCACCCAGAAAAAACAUGGACGGCUGCCAACGGUGUGUUCUGGCCCACCGACCUGCUCCCAGCGUCUCUGGAGCUGAAAAACCAGCAUGCCAACGUCCUGGUUUACGGUUACAAUGCCGACGUCUACUCAAGGGGCACCAACACUCCCAGUAACAACUUCAUUCACCAGCACGCUCAGUCUCUAGUCACCUCCCUUACGUCAUUCCGCAAGAGUGAAGGAACCGAGAGACUGCCGAUCAUAUGGGUGGUGCACAGCCUGGGGGGUAUAGUAACGAAAAGAGCGUUACUAUACUCGAAUGAUAUCCGGGCCCAUCAGCAAGAAGACCUCCGCUCAGUCUUCGUAUCCACGUACGCCAUCAUCUUCCUCGGCACCCCGCACCAAGGCUCGGACCUGGCCACCUGGGGCCGCAUGCUCCAAGCCAUGUCGGACGCCGUCAUUCCCCGGCGCUUCUUCGAGACCGAAUCCGUCCUGCUCAAGUCGCUCAAGAGGGAUAACGAGACCCUGCAGGGAAUCAACAACCACUUCCUCGACAUCUACCAGCGGUUCAAGAUCCACAUGGUACACGAGAACCAUACCACGGACUUGAGAGGGACGAGGGCGCUCGUGGUGGAUGCGAAUUCGGCUAGUCCGCAGUUGCAGGGCGUGAUAUACUAUGGCAUUGAGGCGACACACUCGGGCAUGUGCAAGUUUGAUGGGCAAAAUGCUCCUGGCUAUAGGAAUGUGUCGACGGCUAUCACGGAGUGGGUGGCGGUGGCUAGGACGGUUAUUGAUAUACGUUGGGAGGCGGAGGAGGAGGAGCGGAAGAAGAGGGCGGCGGAUGAGUACUAUGAGAGGAGUGUUCAGGCUAUGCAGUCCUAUCGACGCUCGCAUUCGCCGGGUUAUAGCAACCAGCAGUUUCCCUCCAUUGGUAGGUUCCGCAGAUCACCCUCAUCUUGUUAUGGCCAUGACCAUGACUGCGGCUACGGCCGUAAUGAGACUCUUCUACUCCAACACCGCCCUCAUGGCCAGCAAAGACCUCCCGAGCUCUUACCGCCUCUGCCGUCGUCUUCGUCCCGAUCUGCGUUGUCCACGCGCGAACCUACGUUGGUGUUGGAGCCGGGCGACAUCAGCCCUAGCCAACCCGUCGAUGGGAACAACGACGACCCCAUCACCACUAUUACCACCGACAUUCAACCUCAAUCUCAACCUCAAGCACCCCUUACGCCCCAACAUCCAGAACCACUCUUCAUCCACCCCGACUCCUUCCGGCCCAACUCCUUCUUCAUCGGCCGCGAAGACGAACUUCGCGGCCUCCACGAAAUGCUCCAAGACCGCCGCCGCCGCCUCGAAGGCACCUCCGCCGUGCUAAUCCAAUGUCUCCCCGGCGGCGGCAAGACGCACCUCGCCCGCGAAUACGUCUACCGCUACCGCGAACACUACCCCGGCGGCGUGUACUGGGUGCGCGCCAAGUCGAGGGGGGAGGUGGAGAGUGGGUAUUGGAGGGUUGUCAGGAUGGAGAUUAUGCGGGACACAACUGAAAACCAAAUGGGGGUGGGGGUGACGGGGGUAGAGAAUUUGCGGGAGGAUCCCAAGACGAUGGUGCAAGUGGUCAAAGCCUGGUUUAACAGUCAUCGAGAUUGGUUGCUGGUGCUAGACGGGAUCCAGUUCGACAUCCCCGGCCUGUCGGAGUUCAUUCCGGACGCGAAGCACACGAGUAUCAUCUACACCAGCACGGAGCGGGCGGUGACGGGUGAUCCGCGAUUUGAUAAUCCGCAGGUUAUGGAGUUGGGGUUGUUGACGCCUAGACAAGCGGUCCAGUUGCUGCUGACUGAACUUGACCGUGCUUCUGUCUCUACUCCCAGCAAUAUGGGAAAUGGGAAGGGAAAGGGGGGCAAAAAUGCACAUGGGGGGUGGAAAGACGAGGAAGAAGAGAAACGAGCGCUGGAGCUGGUUAAUCUUAUGGGAAGAUUACCGCUGAUGAUCCAUGUCGCUGCGCAGCAUCUGAAAGCGACGAGGGAGCCGUUGGCGAGGUAUCUGGCGGGGUGGAGGGCGAGUAAGCCCAAGCAGGUGGGCAAUUUGCAUGCGUAUAAGAAGGUCAGGGAGCAGUUGGAUGCGAGGGGGAAUAGUGCGGCGUUGAAUUUGGUGGGGGUGUUGGUUUGGUGGGAGCAGUUGGUGCCGGUUGAGAUGGUUGUUUUUGGCCUCCCAGCCCUAUCCCGCGACACCCCCGUCAAAACCUGCGAUGCGUCCCAUAGGAAGACGACGCUCAACAACACCCUCAAAGUCCUCAUCAAGUUCGCCCUCAUCGAACGCACCACCGAGUCCGAUGAUAGCAUUACUCCCCUAACCCGCAGCCCCAGCGCUGCCAGUGGCAGCUCUCGCACUUCUGCUAAUCGAAGUCUCGAUACUCCUGGCGGAAACUAUUACCGGAUCUACAGUGACUCCUCGGACUCCCUCGACCUAUUGAGGAUUCACUCCGUCAUUCAGGCGUUCUUUAUUGAGACGCUGGCGGAGGAGAAGACGGCUGUGGCCUGGCUUGAGAGGGCGGCGGCGGUUUGGUGUAGGUCGUUUGAUGAGGCGCAUAGGCGUAUUGACGAGGCGCGCAAGAGUGUCGUUGUCGGUGGAGGCGGAGGUGGAGGUGGAGGGGAGCACGAGGGGUUUGAGGUUUCACCGCGGGUGGGAGUGCCGGAUGAUUAUAGGAGGUAUUGCAUCCAUGGCCAGAAACUCUUGCAGAAUAUUGAGAGGUUUGGAAACGAGAAGAGGGAUCCGGAACGGAGGCUGGAGAAGUGGAGGUGGAUGGUGAGGCAGAGGGUGGAGGAGGCGGGGAGGGGGGUGGAGGAGUUGAGUCGGUUGGAUCGGUUGGGGAGGGUUGGGGGAGGAGUGUCUGGGGAACAAGAGGGACGAGAGGGACGAUGGGGACAAGGGUUGGAGGUGGUGAGUGUGUUUGAUAGGAACAGUGGGAGUCGGGGUGGCAGUAGUGUGUCCGAGACGGAUUCGACGGCUACCACUGCGCCGAGUCAUGAGAGUCAAGAAGAAGGCCAUGUUGGCCCGGGAAGUUGGGAGAGUGCGUUUGGAGGUGCGGAGCUGGAUGAGGGGUUCACGCCCAUGGAGUCGCCUAGUAGUUAUCACCACUCCACUUCGGGAGGUCGUCAGAGGCCGUCAAACUUAACGAUGACGAUAUCAGGUCAGGCAGCUCUGGGUCCGUUCCCAUGGAGAGAGAUGGGAAUGGAAGUUACGGCACCGUAUCCGACAGAGGGAGUGAUGCCGCCGACUCCCGGACUGGAUAACAAGAUUAGGAACAUGUUGGAAGACGAAAGGACUGUAGUCCCGGCCGCUGUUUCGGAUUACUACGAACCUGUCGACGAACAACCUCUCGACGAAGUCGACCAAGCAGCUCUCACACCCAUCGUCGAAACGCCCAGUGUCUACACAGCCCUGGACGGCCUGGAGAUCCCCACGCCCGCUCUCGAAACCGGUCUCUUUGAAGAGUGGAACGCCGUUAUCCCCAAUCAUCGGGUCAUCAAGAAGCAAGAGGCCCGUCGGUACCGCGAUCGCGCUGGAUCCUGGAGAGAUGUCAGGACUGUCGGCGAUCCGAGGGUGGGAGUCACGCUGGAUGUGGCUGUUGGAUCGUUGGCUGGGAAGCCCGGGACGAGUGCAGCAGGUGUUGUGCCGGUGUGGCCGCCGCAUAGAAAAAGGAGGGUGACGGCCCAGACGCAGAGUGAGGCGCAGUUGGAGCUGAACAAAAUUCGGCAGAAGGCGGCGGGUACACAGGCUGUUGUUGCUCAGGCUCAGGCUCAGGCGGUUAAUGAGGGAGUGUCUGGAGGGCUGGGUGAUAACUUGACGCUGCCGAUGCCGUCUAGGAAGACGAGUGGUGGGGGACUGUCCGCCGCGAGCGAUCUUUCUCCUCCAACACCGUCAUCAAGUGGGUUGCUUUCUCCGAGUGGAUGGCUGAAGAGGUUGAGGGAGGGCUUUGGCUCGAGUGUGCAAAGUGUGCCGACGGCGGUUGGUUCGACAUCGCCGAGCAUGCCUCUUGGUCAACAGCUUUCCCAAUCAGCGCCGCAGGAGGAUGAGCUUAUGAUCGUUCCUGGUCCCAUCUUUAGAGGAAGUCGAACGUCCCGCUCAAGUCCGGCUAACCAUACCUCCUCUCCGUUCCCCCCUCCUUCGUUCGCCGCUACCGCAGAUCUUGAUGAAUCGGCAGUCCGUUUGCCUAGAUCCGCUCAUGGAUUCUCCGAGCCGCCAAGUCAAGUAAGUUGGGAUCAAGACGCCGAUUACCUCUCGUCUUCCCAGCCUGUCGGUGCUUUGCCUCAAUGGGAUCGUCUUCCAAGGAAUACUACCCCCGGACAGGGGCUUAAUAGACAGUCGAAUGUACCGCCGCCGCUUCAUCCUGUUACUGGAUUACCGUAUCCCACGGUUGCGACCCGACCAGGUCCGUCACCCUUGAUGGUUCCCGGUGCGGUCCCGGGUCACGUCCCGACAGGAUAUAGUUCCCAGCCGAUGUCGAGGGAUCCGUCACAUCAGUCCUCUGCAUCGGGGGUGGGACAAUCUUCCGGAGGAGCAAACAACCACAGUCCGAGUCCGUUGUCGUUGUCAAUGCAGAGUGUCAAUGGGUUCUCGUCAUCCGAACCGAUGGUAAUGGGGGUAUCGAAACCUAGGCCGCUUGUUAGCGCUGGGAAAGUGGCUGCUGGAAGUUCUUCAUUGGGGAUGAACAACAACAGCAGUCCCGCAGUUCCCGGCACCAACGUGAAUCUGGGUAACAGGCCCUCGCUCAUGCAGCUGCAGAUGCCUCUAAUGCCCAUCAACAUCAACGCUCCCGGAUCCGGCGCCGGUCGACUAUCCUCCCAGAAGAUACAACAGGCUCAACAACAGCAGCAUCGACCAGCGUCGUACACAGAAACGGAACCCUCGCCUAGGAUGGAGGAUGCGUUCCCGGAUGUUGACACGAGUUAUUCGCGGUGGGAGCAGAUGCAUGCCCCUGGACAUCAUCAAAGUGCUUCCUCCUACCAAUCUCCCACCGCCGGUGGCCAUGCCCAUAAAAAGUCCACCUCCUCCACCGGCCCCGGACAGGUCACCACCGCAUCUUCUUCAGCCCCCCAUCCACAACCAGCGCCCGCUAUCCUCUGGCGAAACUUGGGCAGGGGACUUACGAGACGGAGGACUAAGGAACGGAUCCAGAAUGUGCUCGGUGCUAAUAACGGCCGAUCGCAAUCCGCGAGUCCGUCUGCCUUCCCGACUGGAUCAAGACGGGGAAGUGGGCAGCAUUCUGGAUCUGGGCAACAACAUCCGUUGGCGAGUUCAGUGACGUCUACCGCUACUGUGGGAAGUGCUGCACAAAGCCAAGGUUAUGGGGGAAGUCUAGAUUUGGUGGCGUCUAUAUCGAACAUGGGCGGACAAUUUCCUGCUACUCCUGCGUCUGCUGCUUCUGCUAUGCCUUCCACUUCUGCUCCACCGCAGCGUCCCAGCAUUGGCUCGCUUUAUGCGGUAGCCAGCUCACCUGUUCCUCCACCCUCGUUACAAGAACCGCGAUCCUCCUCCCCUGCCGUUGGAACGGGAGCGGGAGCUGGAGCCGGUAUCCUUCUCAGUGAUGGUACUAUCUUCCAGUUCCCCAGCACCAGCAGCGUGGCGUCACCUUUGACUCCUAUGACCAUGACUAAUGUCAGCACUGGAUCUCCUAUUGUCGGACCUGCAGGGCGAGAAAUGGACGUGGAACCGGAUACGGGCGUGUUUCAUGGCAUGGAAGAGGAUUUCAAUAAUGAUUUACAUGGAUUUCCGCCGCCUGGGUCGCCGGUCGCUUCGGGGGUGGCUUGGGAAGUGCAGCAGUCAAGUCCAAGACCGAUGGCCACGCCUGUUCAGGGAGGAGUGAUGAAUGCUGGACUUGGAGCGGCGCCUGGUAGCGUGGUAACGCCGCCCAUGCCGCCCACGCCCCCGACCGCUACGGGCUUAGGCAUUGCCAGGAGGAAGCGGAUUGUUCAUCAGCUCACUUCGGGUUCUGCGCCUGGUCUACGGUCUCCGAAUCCGAACACGCCUCCCCUGCACGCCUCCUUGCCUACGUUGCCCUCUGGAUCACCUUUAGGCUCAGUUCCUCUGCCUCAAGGCACCGUUACUUCACCACCUAUUCCUGUUCCUGCUUCUUCCACCAGGCCCGUUGUGAAUCCCAAUAGCCCGAGCGUCAGAGGUACCAGGACAAGGACAAGAGCUAGAAGCGGAAGUAGUCCUGGACCGUGGAGGCCUUCGUCGAUGUCUUCGAUGUCUAUGGGCACAUUGCAUAGGCCUUGGGGUCAUGGACAUGGGGCGGGUGGAACUGGUUCUGCUUCGCUGUCGAGGUCGGGCAGUCCGAGUUUGGGAACGAUUGAUGCAGGAAGAUUGAGUCCUAGGCAGGCUCAGCAUAGGAAAGAAGGAGGGACGAGCGGUGAUGAGGGUGCGGGUGCUGGUAGUGGUGGUGGAACGGGAUUGGGGAUUUUGCCGCCGUGA
This is a messenger RNA of Neurospora tetraspora, 6561 nucleotides long. RefSeq lists its product as uncharacterized. The record is from RefSeq and is a predicted model, not a curated record. The annotation marks the transcript as partial. NCBI's taxonomy places the organism in Eukaryota, Fungi, Ascomycota, Sordariomycetes, Sordariales, Sordariaceae. The transcript is spliced from 4 exons.